Messenger RNA from Didymodactylos carnosus, 4583 nucleotides. The record is from the annotation of a GenBank genome assembly. NCBI's taxonomy places the organism in Eukaryota, Metazoa, Rotifera, Eurotatoria, Philodinida, Philodinidae.
GUUGAAUAGCUAAUAAUUCUAUACAAGAAUUAACAGAACAAUUAGCUAUUCAACAACAAGAUACAACAUCAACAUUUUAUCCGGAUAAAAUUAAACAACAUUUACACGAUAAUAAACUUAUACAAAAUGAAUUAGAUCAACGAAAAGUAGCCAUUGAACAAUUACAGACAAAUAUUCAAGAAUUAUAUCAAUUAACAAAUGGUGAUAAUCAAACAAAUUUUAUUAAAGAAUUAGAUGAGAAACUUUCAACAUUAAAUGAUCAAUGGCAUCAAAUAAAUGAUCAUUUAGAAAAUCGUGAUGAAAAUUUAAUAACAAUGUUAACAUGUUCAGAAAUAUUUUGGGUAAAUUAUAAUCAAUUGUGUAAUUUAAUUGAAGAAAUAAAACAAGAAUUAGAGACUAUUUAUCCCUAUUCAACAAGUAAAGAUUAUAUUCAAAUACAACAAAUAAAACAUAAUGAAUUAAAAUUAAAAUUAUCAUUAAAUGAGCCAAAAUUAAAUGAAACAAUUCAUGUACAUGGUGAAAAAUUAUUAGAAUUAUGUCAAAAUGAUUUAGAUAAAGAUGAUAUACAUCGUAGUAUUAAAGAAUUAGAUCAUGAAUGGUCAGAUAUUAAAUUAAAAUUAGAUAAUUGUCAAUUAGAAUUAGAAACAUCAAUGACAAAAUCUAUUGAAUUUAAUAAAAAAUUAGAUAAUGUAUCAAUAUGGUUUGAUAAUAUUGAACAAUUGGCACCAUUUCUUAGACAAGAUGAUGAAUCACAAUUAAUUGUAGAUGAAUCAUUUGAACAAAUUCGUACAGCAAAAGAUCAUUUAGAUUGUAAAUAUUUGGAUAUAAUACAUUUACAACAAGAUUAUACAGAUAUUUUACAAAAACGAUCGGAUGAUGAUUAUUUACCAGAAAUACAAAUGAAACAGGAAAAUAUAAUUCAUGAACAAUUAAGUUCAAUUGAUGCUAAAUGGAAUCAGAUAAAUGAACAAAUUCAAGAACGUAAAACAUUAUUAUAUGAAACAGCUCUUAAUAAUCAACGUAUAUCUCUUGUUAUCAAUGAUAUUUAUUCAUCUUUGACAGAUUGUGAUUCAAAAGUUUCAAAAAUUGGUGCCAAUGGUAUUGUUGGUGAUGUCAAAAAACUUGAAAUGGAUAUAUCUAAAUUAAAAAUGUUAAUUAAUGAUAUUGAAUUGAUUAGCUAUGAUAUUGAACAAUUAAAAGAAACGGUUAAUUUAAGUCAAAAUGAUAAUCGUCAUGAAAAUAUUGAUGAUAUACAACAAUCAAUUGUUGAUAUAACACGAAAAUGGGAUACAUUAUUAAAACGUUCAAUUGAAAAAUAUCGUCUAUUAGAAUUAUAUUUACAACAAAUUCAAAGUAUUCGUGAUAAUCUUGAACUAUUAGAUAAAGAUUUAGAUAAUUUAAAUAAACGUAUUGUUGGUUUUCAUUUGAAUGCUGUUGGAUAUGAGACAAAAAAUCAAAAUGAUAAAUUUAAUGAUUUAUGUUUAGAAUUAAGUUCAAAUGAACAACGUUUAGAAAAAUUAUUUGAACAAAUUAAUUUAAUAAAAAAUGAUAAUAAUGAAAAUAAUCUUACAAUAUUAACGAAUUUAUAUGAACAAUUAAAACUUAAAUUUGAUCAAGUACAACAGAAUACAUUAAAAAAAGGACAAGAUAUAACAGAAAUAUCAAAAUCUAUUGAAUUAUUUCAUAUAACAUUACAAAAAUUUAUUGCCUGGUUAACAGAUACCGAAAGACAAUUGAAUAAUUUAAAUCCUGUUUGUCGUGGUAUAUUACCAACAAUUUUAAAACAAAUUGAUGAUCAUGAUCAAUUUCAACAAAUGUUAAACGAAUAUAAAGAGUAUCUAUUAAAUUUACAAAAAUUAGGUACACAUCUUAAAUUUACAUGUCCAAAACAAGAUUGUACUCUUGUUAAAAAUCUAUUAUUAUCUGUUCAACAACGAUGGGAUAAAAUAAUCGUUCGAUCAAAAGAAAGAACAAGAGAAUUAAAUAAAGCAUAUCAAGAAGCAAAACAGUUUAACAAUGAUUGUCAAGAAUUAGAACAAUGGUUUGAUUUAUCAAUUGAAAAAUUAGCUGAACAAUCGACAAAUAAGAAUGAAAAUGGCGAAUUGAAACAACAACUAUUGAAACAUAAAGAAUUUUCACGUUUAUUAGGAACAAAACAGAUUCCAUACGAUCAUAUACAACGUCAAGGAAAAAAAUUAAUGGAAAUUAGUAAUCGAGAUAAUGAUAGGGCGAAAUUAAAUGAGUUAUGUAAACGUCUAAAAGAUAAAUGGGCAAAAUUAUGUACCAUGUCAUUAGAAAGACAACGUUAUAUCGAACAUUCAUUACUAUUAUGUGGACAAUGUAAUGAUGCUCUACAAUCAUUAAUUGAAUGGUUAUCAUCUAUUGAGCAAUCAUUGCGUAAUGAUCGAGUCUAUGGUGAUAUUGAUACGGUUAUUAAUGAAAUUGAAUUACAUAAUAUAAUUGAAAAUGAAUUUGAUAUUCGUACAUCUGAAAUUGAAUCAAUUAAAGUUACAGUUCGACGUUUAGUCUCUUCAUCGUAUGAUGAUGCUCAAUCAGCCGAACAACAAUUAUUAAAUCUCGAUCAUAUGUGGGAUGAAAUGUAUGAUUUAUGUAAAAUAAAACAUGAUAAAUUAGAAAUAGCCUAUGAAUAUGCACAACGAUUUAAUAAACAAACAAAAGAGUUACUCGACUGGAUAAUGAAAUGUGAACACUAUCUUAAAUUUACUUUAUCAUCCGGAGAAAUUACUGAUUAUGAUCAAUUGAAUGAAUUAAAUGAAAAAUUUGAACAAUAUUUACAACAAUACAAAGAAAAAGAAGUUUCAUGUAUAGAAAUAAUUGAAUUAGGACAAUUUAUUUUAGAUAAAUCUCAUCAAGAUUCAAUUCUAAUUAUUAAACAAUGGUUAAGUGUUAUUAAAUCAAGAUGGAUGGAUCUUCAACGUUUAACACAACAACGAAAAGAAAAAUUAAAAGAAUUAAAAAUGAAUCUAGAUGAAAAUGAAAAUGUAAUUAAUGAAUUAAAUCAAUGGUUAGAACAGAUAAAUAUACCAAUUGAUGAAACAGAAAUAUUACCAACAAUUUCAGAACAAUUAAAUCAACUACUAGAUGAACAAAUAAGAGUGAAUCAAAAUUUGUAUAGUAGACAAAAUGAUAUUGAACGAUUAGUUCAGUUUUAUCAACCAACUAAUGAGACUCUAACAACGAUGCCGACAACUACUACCGCCUAUGGUAAAAAAGUGAGCAAAUUAAAAAGACCAUCAGCAAGAAUAAGUGCUUUACCACAACCAACAUUGAUAACAUCACCAUCACAAUCAAAUUUGUCUACAACCAUUCAAAAUCCUAAAGUUCGAACAUUAGUUAAAAAAUGGACACAAUUAAAAACUAUAGGUGAACAAAAACAAAAACGCAUACAGGAUGCCAUUGAACAUGAAGAAGCGUUGGAACAAAUGCAAAAUUUUAGUUUUGAUAAAUGGCGUCGCCGUUAUAUCGGAUGGUUGAGAGAUAAUCGUGCUAGAAUUAUGGAUAUAUUUCGACGUUUAGAUCGAGAUAGAACAGGUAAAAUUAGUCGAGAUGCAUUUAUUAAUGGAAUAUUACAAACAAAUUUUGAAACAAAUCGUGUGGAAAUGGAAGCAGUUGCAAAUCAUUUUUAUGAUAAAGAAAAUUUUAUUGAUUAUAGAGAAUUUUUUGCAGCACUUAAACCAGAACGAGAGUUAAUUCGACCAGUUACAGAUACAGAACGAAUUAAAACAGAAGUCAAUAGACAGGCAGCACUUUGUCAAUGUUCAAAAAAAUACGAAGUACAACAAGUCGCUGAGGGACGAUAUCGAUUUGGUGAAAGUCAAAGUCUUCGUUUAGUAAGAAUAUUGAGAAGUACAGUGAUGGUCCGUGUUGGUGGAGGAUGGACAGCAUUAGACGAGUUUCUAGUUCGUCAUGAUCCAUGUCGAGGAAUGCAUGUGUUCAAUGAAUUUAUGGAAACAUUGGCAUUCACGAAUGCCAAUAUUCCUUUGACAGCGACAGCAGAGAGCUCAGAAAAUCUGACAGGACGUUUAUAUUAUAUUCAAGAAGAUAAAGAAACUAAAGGUAGAACAAACUACGAAUUACAUGAACAUUAUUCGUUACGUGAUGGUGUUAGUCAAACAAUGAGCUUAUUUAAACCGAAAAUUAUUACUAUACAUCGACCAUCGUGUAUCCUUCAUCCUCAACAGCAACAACAACUUCAAGCACGUUCAGCAGCUACAACAACACCAAAAUCGAAAGACAAAUCACAACGUACAUCAUCUACCAUGUCAUUGAAUCAGGAUGAAGUAUCGUCAACAGCUUCCGUUGAUGAUUUAUCAUCAGUAGCAAGUCCUGAUCAAACUCCAAUUGAUCAAAUAAGUGAUAUCGAUCAUUCAUCAUCGAAACAAAAUGGUAACAACAGUAGCGAUGGUCCAAAUGGUGUAGGAGGAACGUUGAGUCAUGCAUCGAGUAAAGACAGUAUUCUAUCUGAACAGUCAUCAAAUUCUACUCAACGAACGAGUAAAUUACCUGUAUCAAUAAAUCGAUUAAAGAAACAUUCAAUACCAUCAUCAGUUACAAAACCUUAA